UCAUAAUAUUAAAUUCAAAUAUAGAGGGAACAAAAUUAACGCCUUUUUAAUUAAUCAUACUUUGUUAACCAAACAAAAUGAGGGUGUUAUUGUGUUUCUUGACGAUCUGUUUACCCCUACUUUUGGCUCAACCCGUCAACUUACGAAAGGAAGAAGACGAAAACGAAGUGGAAGCUUCCGUCUCCGGCGAAGACACUUUAUACAACGAGCUUAUGCACUUAGGAUCGUCUAUUUUUGGAACACCAGACAAGAAAACUGGAGAAGCGGUUUCUACUUGGAAAGAAAGUAGUGCACUGAAUCCAGAAGAGCUUGGUGAAUAUGCCGAAGGAGAUAUUUUACACCCUACGGGACAAGGUCGCAAUGGACUAAAGGCUACUUCAUCCAGAUGGCCCAAAGGAGUCAUACCAUAUGAAAUCAGUCCUUACUUUUCUUCUGCUGAUCGGCAAAUGAUUAUGAGUGCAAUUGAAGAUUAUAAAAAAAACACUUGUUUAAGGUUUACUCCAAGAACUUCUCACGAUGCCGAUUAUGUUUACUUUACCAACGGCAAUACUGGAUGUUGGUCAUCUGUGGGUAGAAUUGGCGGUAGACAAGAAGUUAACCUGCAGAGCCCAGGCUGUUUAACCAAAAAGGGAACAGUCAUGCAUGAAAUGCUUCAUGCCGCUGGAUUUAUGCACGAACAAAAUAGACCAGAUAGAGAUAGCUACGUCACAGUCAAUUUCAAUAACAUUCAAUCUGGGCGAGAGAAUAACUUUGAUAAAGCUCAAAGUGCAAUGAUUGACGACCAAGGAGUUGGUUACGAUUACCGCAGUGUUAUGCAUUACUCAGCUAAUGCUUUUUCUAGAAACGGUCAACCAACUAUUGAUGCUAAGACUCGAGGAGUGAUAAUGGGUCAAAGGGAAGGUCUUAGCAGAAAAGAUAUUCAAAAGAUUCAGAAAAUGUACAAGUGUAAAUCAAAGAGAAAGUCUUCAUCAUCCAGUGAUGACUAAUUAGGAAAUUAUAUUUUAAAUAAUAAACAAUUUUAAAUGCUAAAUUUUUUUACAUUUUUAUUAAAAUUAUAUUUUGCGUGAUCCUACAAAAAAAAUAUAGAAUUGAUCUUUGUAAUGACACGCUAAAAUAUACAAAACAUUACAACAUUAAAAUAAAUAUUAAAAAAUAAUAAAAUUUGGGAUAAAUUAUUUAGAAUUACAUAUGAUAUUACAAUUACAUAUUUUUAUCUGUAAUAUAAUUAAAGUUUUGGGGAGAGGAUGUCACACGCACUUAAAAAUAUUUUAACAACUAAUUUUGAGAUUUUUCAAUAUAUGAAGUUGCAAUAAAAACAAAAAUUAAAAAAAGGUCACGGAAUAAAAAUAAAUUAUCAAUAAAUGUCAAAGAAAUUUGUUUUAUACACGUUCCAUAUUUUUAGGCCUUGAUUGUUAUUAAAAAAAACCCAGCACAGUUGGGUGGCGGCAAAGUGGAGACGUGGCAUAGUUGGGUCCAGUGUAGAUGAUAUCUGACAAUCAUUAAAAUCACUAUAAUAAAACACGCUUAGAUGCAAAUCUGUAGAUAGUUUUUAAUUUUAAAAAAUUGGUGGAUUAGUCCGAAAGCUACCUAUU
This is a messenger RNA of Daktulosphaira vitifoliae (grape phylloxera), 1592 nucleotides long. Its product is annotated as zinc metalloproteinase nas-13-like. Bases 78 to 986 code for a protein of 302 amino acids. Gene Ontology annotation, molecular function: zinc ion binding; metalloendopeptidase activity. NCBI's taxonomy places the organism in Eukaryota, Metazoa, Arthropoda, Insecta, Hemiptera, Phylloxeridae. The transcript has 5 exons. The record is from RefSeq and is a predicted model, not a curated record. Gene Ontology annotation, biological process: proteolysis.